GAUUUCCUCGCGCACCAUCAGCACCAAAACUCUCUCCAUCAUCUUCUCCUCUCUCUCCACGCAGCGCGAGGGCGCACACACACAUCGCAGUUUUUAUUGUUAUUAUUGUUAUUUCCCUCCUCCUCGGUGGGAGGUGCACGCGCCAUGUGCAUCCCACAGUGAACCGUCGCGCUCUCCGCUGACUCGAGUAUGGUCACAGCCCCCGCGGUGCCAAGCUGGAGCCGCCGCGCGUCUCUCGGAUCGGUGCGCUCCUGCAGGGGCUGGGAUGCGCACCGGGAACCUCCCGCUUCCUGCCGAGCUUCGGCUCUGAGCCGCACGAGUCCGGCAGCGGCGCCGGGGGCCCCGGGGGCCGCCGCGCGCGCAGGAGCCAGUCCACGCGGAGCAGGAUGCCGGUGAUGAGGGGGCUGCUGGCCCCGCAGAACACCUUCCUGGACACCAUCGCCACGCGCUUCGAUGGAACCCACAGUAACUUUGUCCUGGGAAACGCUCAGGUGCAGUCGCUCUAUCCCAUCGUCUACUGCUCUGACGGCUUCUGCGAGCUCACGGGCUACGCCCGCGCCGAGCUCAUGCAGAAGAGCUGCGCGUGUCACUUCCUGUACGGCCCAGAGACCAGCGACCCUCUGACGGCGCAGAUCCAGGGAGCCUUAGACGAGAGGGGGGAGUUCAAGACGGAGCUGGUCUUCUACAAGAAGGAAGGAACUCAGUUCUGGUGUCUUCUGGACAUCGUACCCAUUAAGAAUGAGAAGGGUGAAGUGGUUCUGUUCCUUGUGUCCCAUAAAGACAUCACAGACAAGAAGAAGGACCAGGAUCCUGAGCAGGGACCUGAGACUGACGAGGAGACGGGUCUGCAGGUUCACAAGGUCACACGGCCCCAGGGCUUCAACAGCAACCGGCGCCGCAGCCGAGCCGUCCUCUAUCACCUGUCAGGACACCUGCAGAAACAAGACAAGAGCAAACUCAAGAUCAACAACAACAUGUUCGGGGACAAGCCUCCGAUCCCAGAGUACAAAGUAGCCGCCAUUCAGAAGUCUCGCUUCAUCCUCCUGCACUACGGCACCUUCAAAGCCGGCUGGGACUGGCUGAUCCUGCUCGCCACCUUCUAUGUCGCCGUCACCGUGCCGUACAACGUGUGCUUCACGGUGGUGGGGGGGCGGGACGAGGGCGGGGCCAGCAGCAGCAGCAGCAACAACAGCAGCAGCAGCGCCCCCCGCAGCCCGCCCAGCGUCAGCGACAUCCUCGUGGAGAUCCUGUUUAUUUUAGACAUUGUGCUGAACUUUCGAACCACUUUUGUGAGCACGUCGGGUCAGGUAGUGUACGACGCCCGCUCCAUCUGCGUUCACUACGUCACCACCUGGCUCUUUGUCGAUCUCAUUGCCGCCCUGCCCUUUGACCUGCUGUAUGCUUUCAACGUCAGCGUGUACUUUGGCGUCCACCUGCUGAAGACGGUGCGUCUGCUGCGGCUGCUGCGGCUGCUGCAGAAGCUGGAGCGUUACUCUCAGUACAGCGCCGUGGUCCUGACGCUGCUCAUGUCCAUGUUCGCUCUGCUCGCACACUGGAUGGCGUGCGUGUGGUACUUCAUCGGACGCAAGGAGAUCGAGAGUCCCGGCUCCUGGGAUAUCGGUUGGCUGCAUGAGUUAGGCAAGCGUCUGGGUACGCCGUACUUCCUUUCAGCUCUGGUCCCGCCCACCGUAGGCAGCCUCUCGUCAAACAGCAGCGGCGGCGGCGGAGGCAGUGGCGCUGGAGGAGGAGGAGCCAACAGCAGCCACUGGAACAUGUUGGGGUCAGAGGUCAUGGGUCAGGGCUCCUGGAACUCAAGCCAGUAUUAUGGGAACAUGUCGGGGGGCGAGGCCACGGCGGUGGCAGGCGGCACAGGAGGCGGGACUAUGGGCGGGGCGCUGGGCGGUGGCCCGUCCAUGCGCAGCAGCUACGUGACGUCGCUCUACUUCGCUCUGAGCAGCUUGACCAGCGUCGGGUUCGGAAAUGUGUCGGCGAACACGGACUCAGAGAAGAUCUUCUCCAUCUGCACCAUGCUCAUCGGAGCGCUGAUGCACGCCGUGGUGUUUGGUAACGUGACGGCCAUCAUCCAGAGGAUGUACUCGCGCCGCUCGCUCUACCACACUCGCACCAAAGACCUGAAGGACUUCAUCAGGGUCCACCGGCUGCCCAAGGCCCUGGAGCAGCGCAUGCUCGAGUGUUUCCAGACCACGUGGUCCGUCAACAACGGCAUCGACGUCAGUGAGCUACUCAAAGAUUUCCCCGACGAGCUGCGCGCUGACAUCGCCAUGCACCUGAACAAGGAGCUGCUCCAGCUGCCGCUGUUCGAGUCGGCCAGCAGGGGGUGCCUGCGCUCCCUGUCCCUCAUCAUCAAGACGUCGUUCUGCGCUCCCGGCGAGUUCCUCAUACGACAGGGCGACGCCCUCCAGGCCAUCUACUUCGUGUGUUCGGGGUCCAUGGAGGUCCUGAAGGACAACACGGUGCUGGCCAUACUGGGUAAAGGAGAUCUCAUUGGCUCCGACUCCCUGACGAAGGAGCAGGUGAUCAAGACCAACGCCAACGUCAAGGCGCUGACCUACUGUGACCUGCAGUACAUCAGUCUGAAGGGUCUGCGCGAGGUCCUGCGUCUCUACCCCGAGUACGCCCAGAAGUUCAUCAGCGAGAUCCAACACGACCUCACGUACAACCUGAGGGAAGGUCACAGAGCCGACGUGGACUGGGAGAGUAAUGGCGGCCUGGUGAAGAAGCUGCCAUCGAUCCGCGAGGACGAGGAGGGCGACGAGGAGCAGAACCCGGGCCAUCGCGCUCCUCGCUCUCCGCUGCGGCUCAGCAGAGGCAUCAGCUCGCCCGUCCGGUCGCCUCUGCUGCCGCCGCGACCGUUCCGCGCUCCCUCAGAACUGUCGCUCCGCCCCACGACGCUGCAGAUCCCGGUGGUGAGCUUCUGUGGCGCGCCGUCCGAACUCAGCCCCAGAUUCGUGGACGGCAUUGAGACGGAGACGAGUUCCACGUCGACGCAGAAGUUUGAGUUCAGCCCCAGUCUGUCACCUGUGGCUCCGCCCUCUCCGUAUCCAGGGAGUCGUGAGCACUCGGAGAUCAAACACAGUGUGUCCAAACUAACCGAGGAGAUGAACAGUCUCUCUAAACAAGUGUGCAGACUCAGUCAGGAGCUGCAGGAGAUGACGCUCCUCCUUAAGCCCCUCCUUCAAACAGCGGCGCAGCCAAUCCUGAUGACCAUGGUGCCAAAUCUAACCCCGCCCCCCAGCAGCGCCGGCCAGCUGUCAACGAGCGCCUCCCUCACGACGCCGUGUCCCGCGCAGAGAGCGGACGCUCGGUCUCUGUUGGACAGUGGAGACAGCGAGACGAUGGACUUGCCGCGGUGUCUUCUGCCGACGCCACACGCCACGACGACCUUCCACUCGUCCGCGUCGCAGCCGUGCGGUCACAUCCAGAUCUCUGUGACCUCUGACCUCCUCUUAGCUGAAGACAAACUCCCUGACGGGUCCUCGGAGACACGGAGCGUCCACGCGUCCUCCAGUAACGGCGUAUGUCCUCUGCAGGACACGCCUCCCCUGCCCUCUCACACGCCCUCACCCUCUCUCUCCUUCUCCAUGUCUCUCUCGUCCUCACCCUCUCUGUCCCCCUGUCAGGGUCCUCACCCAUCCAGACCUGCCAGCUGUGUCAGCCGAGGCCCGCUCCCGCCUCCUCCCUCCCAGGACACACCUCCGCCGCAGUCGUCCGCCCACUGCUCGGCCCCGCCCUCGCUCUCCUCCUCCCCUGGGGACCAGAGGGUGAGGCCGUCCCCCUCCUCCACCCCUGUCCCCUCCUCGUCGCUGUCUCUGGACUUUAACGCGAGGACGCCGCGGGCGGACACCGUCUGGUGCACGUCACAGCGCCGCCACCAGGAUGCCAGAGCCGGCGCGCGACCGCAGGAGCUAGAGAUGCACGAGUGGGGGCAGCAGGUGAAGGAGGGGCGGUCCUCCACCGAGAACAUCAGCUUCAUCGAUGAAGAGGAGCCGGCGUUAUGAAUGAAUGAGUGAAUGAAUGAAUGCAUGAGGGGGGGAAAACACAGUAGCAGGGGACGGAAGAGGCGGGCCCAGCUUCACGCAGGAAGUGCUCAGAGGAGAAACACCUGUGCGAUCUGAGACACGGCGCCACCCGGUGGUGCGGCGGUGUGACGAGGAAACACAGCACAAACUGUCGAACACAAAAAAAACAGCAUCACAGCUGCUUUUUAAAAAAAACCCACUUCCAUUCAUCGCUGGAGCCGAAACAAGCUCCGCCCACUUACACCAAACUCACACUUUAUCUCUUUUUAGACCAGUCAGGAUUUUCCCUGCCCCUUUAAAGGGCCGGUACACACGUCUUUAAACACAGCACAGGAUCUGAACGACGGUGCGUUUCAUUUGUAGUCGGAAGUCGGAAUUUUCCAGAGUUACGAACUGUGAGGUCGUACAGGUCCAAACACUUCACCUGAGAAUUUCACUUUUAACGUUAUGUACAUUUACCCUGAAUGUAACAAACCCUGACACACAGGAUUACAAAAUGGCUUAUGGUUAAUCGUAAAAACACUCUACUAUACUUUUACCAUUCAUUUUCAUCAGUCGUACACAUAUGGUGUGUUCCAUUUGUUGUCAGAACUCGGAUUUCCAACUCAGACUGUGUUUGUUAGCAUUGGUAUUGCUAACCAUGGCUAAUCUAAGAAAUUAGAUUUUCAGCGACUCAACUGGAACCCGGUGUAGUAUUUUUUUAUUUUUUAACCGUGGACGUGUUGCGAUGCCACAUUUGCGUGACCAAAAUACCAAAUAGAGCUCUUUCAUCGACUCUUUUAUCGUUGAGCUCUUUCAUCAACUCUUUUAUCGCAGAGCUCUUUAUCGACUUUUAUCGCCGAGCUCUUUCAUCGACUCUUUUAUCGCAGAGUUCUUUAUCGACUCUUUUAUUGUAGAGGUCUUUCAUUGACUAUUUUAUCGUAGAGCUCUUUCAUAGACUAUUUUAUCGCAGAGCUCUUUAUCAACUCUUUUAUCGUAGAGCUCUUUCAUCGACUCUUUUAUCGCAGAGCUCUUUAUCAACUCUUUUUUUGUAGAGCUCUUUCAUCAACUAUUUUAUCGUAGAGCUCUUUCAUCGACUAUUUUAUCGCAGAGCUUUCAUUGACUCUUUUAUCGUCAAAAUCUUGAAUAUACAUUUGUGUUUGUUUUUUUUCCCCCGACUUCUAAACUGGAACGCGGUGAACUCUGAGGUGACGUCACUCCCAGUUCCGACUUCCGAUGUGAAUGGAACGCACCAUGGUGAACGUGAACUCUACGUUCGGUCUCAGUCGUACGUAUCAGAUCAGAUCGUAACGAUUUCAUUAAUUUAUUUGGAUGUUUUUAAAGGGUUAGUUCAGUUAAAAGUCUGAUUUUACGAGGUUCUGCUCCGAGAACCAGCCUGAGACACGGGGGCUCAAUAAUACCCAUAAAAUCUACGUCAGUGUUAAGUCUACGAUGUCUUCAGAACAUGUUUCACGUCUUUAUUUCACUGUGAGACAGACUCUUCCAACAGGAAACUGAAGUUUUUGUUAUUUUGUAGACCACUCACUCUCCCACACCAAACCCCAUUGAGAAAAUCAGUGAUUUUAGCUGGCGGGGACACAGGAGCUGCUGGUCUACUGCUGCCUCGUGUGGUCACUUUGUGUCACUGAACUAAAUCCAAAUAAUGAAUUUCAAAUGCUGAAGGGACAAAAUAAGACGUUUGAGCUUAGUGAUGGAGGCAGCAGUGGAUCAACAACUGCUGUGUGUGUGAUGUUAAAAUCACUGAUUUUCUCUAUGGGGUUUGGUGUGGGAGAGUGAGUGGUUCUCAAAGCAAAACUAACCAACGUUUUCAGUCAGAAAAGGUUUGUCAAGAAUCGAGAAACAGUGACUAACAUUUGCUUUAGAUGUCACAGACUUAAGCGGGUGUAGAUGUUAUGAGAUGAGGCUUUUGUUAAGUGACUAAAACUUGUUUUUUCUUGUCGUCUGUGAGAGAGUUUGUGUCUCAGGCUGAAUCAGGGAGCAGAAAACAUGAAAUAUCUCUGUUUUUAACUGUGGGCAGAAAUUUACUGAAGUAGUCACGUCUGGGUUAAAGGUCGGGGUCGCGUGCCAAAGACAUAACGCAGGAUGUAAGGAAGCCGUGUGGCGGCGGCGGUGGUUUUCUCGUCACCGCUGUGACUGUUUACAACCAGCCUUUACAGCAAAGUCCCACAUCAGUCCUGAGCUUUAGCCAUCCAGCCAUUUGUGCCUUCUCCACACAAAGACUCAGACUUCCCCCUCGAGUCCUUCACCUGUUACCUGCACACAAGCAUUUGGAUCAAAACAACAACAUUUACACCAGAAAAAGCCAUAAACGUCACCAACAGAGAACAACUGCACCUUCAUCUCAGAGAUGUGACUCUGUCUGUUUGUUUAUUUAUGAGGCAUGUCUGUUAUUUAUUUUCUUGUAAGGGAAUCGAUUGCACCUCUGGGAGACAGUUUACUGUUUUAAACAAUGUAAGGCUACGUCUACACUGUGGGUUUAUUGCUCAGUUUUUCCACACACAAGGAACACAAGGAAAACUGAUUUUAGCCACGAGUAAAAGAGUCAGCUCAUGAAAUCUAUGUCAGUUUAAGUCUACGAUGUCUUUAGAACACGUUCACGUCUUUGUCUCACUGUUAGACACACUUUUCCAACAGGAAACUGAAGUUGUUAUUAUUUUGUAGACCGCUC
Molecule: messenger RNA, 6708 nt
Organism: Solea solea (common sole)
Lineage: Eukaryota; Metazoa; Chordata; Actinopteri; Pleuronectiformes; Soleidae
Gene: kcnh3
Product: potassium voltage-gated channel, subfamily H (eag-related), member 3
Exons: 15
Coding region: 387-4019 (1210 amino acids)
Biological process (GO): regulation of membrane potential; potassium ion transmembrane transport
Cellular component (GO): membrane
Molecular function (GO): voltage-gated potassium channel activity
Source: RefSeq, a predicted model, not a curated record